UUUAAGAAAUCACUCAUUUACAUUUCGUUUUCUUCUUUUUGCAUGAAAUAAAGAACUCUGAUUGGUUGAAUUUCUUAUGUAUACGCGUUAUAUAAGAGUUGUGUUCUCCGCUUUAUGCAUGCUCGCUGCUCGCAUCGCAGUAUUUUGUGGCUGACAGAUUUUCUAACCUAAAUAGUCGUGAACUUUAACGAUUAAAUAUCUCAAAUUACGGGGCGAGUUUUUCUGCCAGAUUCGUUCGUUUCGAUCAAAAACGCGUUGAAGGAGCUUAAUUUUAUCGAUUUUUGAGGUGACGUAACUAAACUGAACAAUUAUCUAUAUACACACACACACACACACACACACACACAUAAACUAAAUAAAUGCAUAAAGCAAGCCCGAUAAGAUUAAUACUUAAAAAAAAUUGCAGUAUGAUUCGUCAUCAACAAGACAUGAGUAGUUGUGAAACACUCAUCAGGCCUAUAGAAAGUUCAAUUAAGGAAAAGUUGGAAGUUGCACUAAAACCUCUUCACUGCGAAGUUAUUAAUGAAUCCUAUAUGCACAAUGUUCCCAAAAACUCUGAGACACAUUUUAAGGUAGUGGUUGUAGCAGAAACAUUUGACAAGCAGCCAUUGAUCAAGCGACACCGAAUGAUAAACCAGUUAUUGCAAGCAGAACUGCAAGGAAGUGUACAUGCUCUAUCGAUUAUAGCGAAAACACCAGAGCAAUGGGAAGCAAGCAAUAAAACAGUGGCCGCGAGUCCUGCUUGCAGGGGCGGUUUUGGAAAGUAACGUGUAAUGAUUUAAUGAUUAAUUAUAAAUAUAAAGGUAAUAAUUUAA
Messenger RNA from Atta colombica, 815 nucleotides. Its product is annotated as bolA-like protein DDB_G0274169. The record is from RefSeq and is a predicted model, not a curated record. The transcript has 4 exons. The coding region runs from base 360 to 767 and encodes 135 amino acids. NCBI's taxonomy places the organism in Eukaryota, Metazoa, Arthropoda, Insecta, Hymenoptera, Formicidae. Gene Ontology annotation, cellular component: mitochondrion.